UGUGCGCGGGCGCAAAACUGGCGCAAACUCUUCGUGCAGCAUCUCUCGUCAGUUGCAAGUCAGGAACUAUCGCGUUCGCGUUGCACACCCCCUUCUUGUUCUUGUCCGUGAUCGUCAUCGUGCUUAACCGUGAUCCUAUUCUUUUUUUUUUCAUUUUAUAAAUCUUUCCAGUGUUGUUUAUUUGUGUUUAUGCCGCAUCGUCGAUCUUAUCGAUCGAAAUUCCCAGUUUUAAAACUAAGUGAUUAUUUAACGAUUUAAUCAUAAGUUAUUGUUGUUAUUGUUGUUGUUAUCGUAGUAGAACUAUCGAACAUCGAAAUAAGUGGAAGCUGAGAAGAGAUCGGUGAAAGGAGUUAAUUAAAAAUAUAUAUAUAAAAAAGAAAAAAAAAAAAUAAGUAAAUGAUUAAAUAUAAAUAAUUAAGAUCGAUCAAAUAGUAUCAUCAUUGAUAAUAGUCGAGUUCGUCGUCAUCUCAAUGAUUUUCGGUGGCGCGAAGGCGCCGAUUGUUGCGACACGGUGAACGGGGUGACUCGGUGAACGCUGAAGAAAAAUACAAGUAAGAAGAAUAAGAUUGGGAAAAACUGAUCGAGAGUAAACAUUGAAGAUUUACUUCUCGGCAGGAUGGAUAAAGGCUCGACUAGUAGGAAAUGCGGGAAAGUGCGACGUACUCUGUUUCAUCUGCUGCUUAUAAUGGGGGGUGUUACGGGCUUAAAGGAUUUAACGAUCAACGUACCAGCAAUGGUAAGAUCUGGUGACACCGUCACACUGACUUGCUCGUACGACUUAGAGGGUUCACCGUUGUACAGCAUUCAAUGGAGCUUAGAAGAGGUAGAAUUCUAUCGUUACAUGACCGAACGAAUACCAAGCAAAAGCGCGUACAACGUGAGCGGAAUACAUGUUAAUGUCAACGCAUCCGAUCAUGUUAGUGUAACACUGGUAGACGUGACGAGAAAUCUAACCGGGAUGUACAAGUGUGAAGUAUCAGCUGGUAAACCCCUUUAUCAUACGUUGAUCAAGAGAGCGGAAAUGAUGGUCGUAGACGCCCCAAAAACGGAUCCGACUAUCGGCAGUGAGAAAGAGCGCGUAGCAGUUGGAGAAACGCUAAGAGCAAAUUGCACCUCCGGUGCAUCCCGUCCAGCCUCUGCCAUUACGUGGAUACUCAACGGAGAUCCUAUAACGAGCAACGAUUCACAAUUUGAAAUACGACCGUAUUCGAUUCAUCUGGAGGACGACAACGUUAAGACGAAAUCAAAUAUAGAAUUUAAAAUCACCAAUGACAUGUUUCGAGACGGCCGUCUACGUUUAAGCUGUAUAGCAUUCAUUUCUGAUGUAUACCGAAAAUCUGCGGACAUGGAAAUAGCUGUCGAUGAGCCGCUUAUUGCUUCUAUUACCGGGGAUGCAUCUCCACACAGUCAUAAAUCAAGUGCAAGCGUUGUUACGAACCAACAAGUUUGGUACUCCACAGCGAUGACUUCGAUUGCCUUGGCUACAGUAAUACUGGCGAUGACCGAAGCCUUGACGAGCGGACGACUUACGAGUGCUGUACUUGGUACAAGGUAGCUUGUCCGCGACAUUAACGAGAACAUCAUUGCCACUGUCUGACCCGAAUACAUCGUCCAUGUAAAACCUAGUAGUCUAGGGCUUCCAGUUAUGUAUGUUACUAUGUAUUGAAGUAGAUAGUCGAAUAACGAUGAUUUUUAUUGUAAACGAAUGAGACGAAAUAAGGUGACAAGAACGAUUAACAAAGGACAAACAAAAAAA
This is a messenger RNA of Polistes canadensis, 1756 nucleotides long. Its product is annotated as synaptogenesis protein syg-2-like. The coding region runs from base 617 to 1555 and encodes 312 amino acids. The transcript is spliced from 6 exons. The record is from RefSeq and is a predicted model, not a curated record. Lineage: Eukaryota; Metazoa; Arthropoda; Insecta; Hymenoptera; Vespidae.